AUGGGCGCCAAUGGUAGAAACUCACCAAAGAAGAUCAAGGUUCCAGCAGAUGUCAAUAAUCCACCGUUUUAUUUGCCGCUCAAGUCAUUGUCAAGAUAUAAACUUGUUAGCAAUUUGGGUAAUGGUAGUUUUGGGAGUGUCCAGCUAGCAAAAUCAACUGUUGAUCUUUAUGAUGUUUCCAAAUUCACAGCUUUCAAUAACACAUUAAUGGAAAGGACUGAGAAGUUUAAUAAUGAAAACCAUUUCAAUAAGAAAGUUGGUCUUGUUGCCAUCAAAACAAUGACUAAAAAAUUGAACUUGAUUAAUGACUAUGCCAAAAUCAAAGAAAUCAGGUUCAUAUUAUCUAUUCCAUAUCAUUUAAAUCUUGUUCAAAUGUAUGAAAUGUUCAUUGAUAAUAGAGACUACAAAUUACACAUCGUUAUGGAAUGUUUAGAUCAAAAUCUUUAUCAAUUAAUGAAGGCUAGAAGAUAUAACAAUUUUUCUCAAACAACUUUAAGAUCCAUCUUGUCUCAAAUUUUAAAUGGUAUUCGUCAUAUCCAUAAGUGUGAAUAUUUUCAUAGAGAUAUCAAACCGGAAAACAUUUUGGUGACACCAUCUAAUAGAUUUUAUGACCAAAAUUAUAUUAACUCUUCAAACUUUAAAUAUCAUGAUAGUUUUAUUGUUAAAAUUGCUGACUAUGGGUUGGCUCGUCAUGUUGAUAAUAAAAGACCAUAUACUUCAUAUGUCUCAACAAGAUGGUAUAGGUCUCCAGAGAUUUUAUUGAGAAAAAAUUGGUAUUCAAAGCCUGUUGAUAUCUGGGCUUUCGGGUCUGUUGCUUGUGAAGUUGCAACAUUUAGACCUUUAUUUCCAGGAUCUGAUGAACUUGAUCAAAUCUGGAAAGUUUUUGAUGUUUUGGGUACCCCAUACUCCAAGAAUCCACUUCCAAAUUAUUAUCCAUCUUAUGGAUAUUGGGAUGAAGUCCAAACAUUAUCAUCUCAAUUGAAACUCGAAUUUUCUAGAGUUCAACAAAGUGUUGAUAUAUCAUUCUUCCUUCCUAGUCCUGAAUUGGCACCUCUUUGUGAUGUCAUUAGAGCUUGUUUAACAUGGGAUCCUAAUACAAGAGCCACUGUUGAUGACCUUUGCUCGAUGCCUUACUUCAAAGGAACUUGUGUUGAUGAUUCACCAACUCUUCCACUUCCAAUUCCAGUACCAGCACACUUGAAAUCUUCAAAGAACAAUAUCUUGACCGAGGCUGUUGGUAACUCAUACGUUUCGAAAGCUGGAAUAUUGGCUGGGAUUCCAAAUAUGCAAAAUAAUGGGCUUUCAAAGGGUAAAUUGGUUGACACAGGUAAAAGUUGGAAUGAUAGUACUAAUAUUAUUGACAAUAAGAUCACCAAGCUGUCUAAUCAAGUCAGUGGUACAAAUGAAUCAUUCGUUACCAAGUGCUUAGACGAUCAAGCUUCAUCUGAUCCAUUUACUCUUGAUUUGGAUACCCAAGAAAAUCUUGUUAAUUCUUCAAAUGAUGAAAAUCAAAAUGCAUUCAAUAAUAAUGGUUUCCAUAAUGUCAACAAUAUUAGCCAAAAUUUCACAUAUACAAGUUACAACUCUACCAAACCAAGGACAACACUCAAACCUUCAACUGAUGAUUAUAAUUUAUUGCACUAUACAGGUGGUAAUAAUAUGUAUCCUUUUAGCCCUAAUAUUGAUCCAAACUAUGUUUAUAACCCACAUAAUAAUCAACACCACAACCAUCAACAGGGUCAACAGAUACACUUCAACUACACACAUGGAGAUCUUUUCACCAAUUCUAACGAUUUGGUCAGCAUAAAGCCUAAUACAAUAGAUGAAAAUUUUUCACAUAAUUCACCAAAAAACAAUAAUCGUCAAUAUGGAGUUGAUGGCUCAAGUUUAAAUAUUGAUGAAAUAAUUGAUACUCCGAUUGACGAAAUAGAGGAUAAGCUUUUAUUUCAAGGAACAACAACAAAUGGAAGUAUUCAAGGGUUGUAUCCAAAUGAUUAUCAGCAAAAUCAAAGAAAUGAUAAUGCUGAGGUUGGUAAUGAUUCAACUCAUUCGAAUUUACCUUUAUUUACUGGAGAAUUGCUAUCAAAGUUCAAUUUACGCAGAACUAACAAUGAAGUCUCUACAGAUUCUUCAUUUCCAGAUAUUCAAGACCCAUAUGAUGUUUACCAAUAG
Messenger RNA from Hansenula ciferrii, 2172 nucleotides. It is a transcript of the gene IME2, whose product is annotated as protein kinase IME2. Bases 1 to 2172 code for a protein of 723 amino acids. Gene Ontology annotation, biological process: protein phosphorylation; intracellular signal transduction. The transcript has a single exon. Gene Ontology annotation, molecular function: ATP binding; protein serine/threonine kinase activity. Gene Ontology annotation, cellular component: nucleus; cytoplasm. NCBI's taxonomy places the organism in Eukaryota, Fungi, Ascomycota, Saccharomycetes, Phaffomycetales, Wickerhamomycetaceae. The record is from RefSeq and is a predicted model, not a curated record.